GCUUACUCCUAAAUUACUUAUGUCACUCUCACUUCACAGAAUCACUUUAUUUCCAUUAUCAAACACCUUCUCUCCUUUCUCUUUCUUGCUUCUCCAAUGGCUUCUCACUGCACACUCUCACUCUCACUCAUAUUCCUCCUAGUCUUCACCAUUAAUGCUUCUUCACCAUCAUCUUCAUCAACUUCUUCAGAAGCAGAUAUUCUGUUAACUUUCAAAUCCGCCAUUAAUGAUCCCAUGAACUACCUCUCAUCUUGGUCCAACACCACCACUACUCACCACUGUAACUGGACUGGUGUCACCUGCACCACCACCACCACCGUUUCAUCUCUCACCCUUCAAAAUCUCAAUCUCUCCGGUGAAAUCUCACCUUCGGUUUGUCAACUCUCUAAUCUCAUUACCCUUAACCUAGCUGAUAAUUUCUUUAACCAACCUAUUCCUCUGCAUCUUUCCCAGUGUUCUUCUUUAAACACUCUCAAUCUAAGCAGUAAUCUCAUCUGGGGUACAAUCCCAGAUCAGAUUUCUCAGUUUAAAUCUCUCAAGUUUCUUGAUUUGAGCAAAAACCAUGUCGAAGGUAAGAUACCAGAUGGAGUUGGGUCGUUACUGAAUCUUCAAGUUCUUAAUCUUGGCAAUAACUUGUUGUCAGGUAGUGUCCCUAAUGUUCUUGGAAACUUUACGGAGUUGAUUGUUCUUGAUUUAUCUGAAAACCCUUUUAUGGAGAGUGAGAUUCCAAGUGAUAUUGGGAAGCUUUUGAAACUUGAGCAGGUUUUGUUGCAAAGAUCUGGUUUUUAUGGUGAAAUACCGAACUCUAUUGUUGAAAUGAAGGAGUUGACAAUAGUUGACCUCUCUCAGAACAAUCUUACAGGUGUUUUACCUUCAAGAAUCGGAAGCUCUUUCGAAAAGUUGGUUUCUUUUGAUGUUUCACAAAACAAUCUUUUUGGGUAUUUCCCAGACGGGAUUUGUGAAUCCCCUGGGCUUACAAGUCUAAGCCUUCAUACAAACUAUUUCAAUGGAACAUUACCCAAUACCUCAAUUGCUAAUUGCUUGAAUCUUGAAAGAUUGGAGCUUCAAAACAAUGGGUUUCAUGGCGAUUUCCCAAACAACUUGUGGUCAUUGCCUAAAAUCAAGGUGAUUAGAGCCGAAAACAAUCGGUUUUCUGGUGAAAUACCUGAUUCCAUAUCAAUGUCUUCUCAAUUAGAACAAGUUCAGAUAGAUAACAACAGUUUCAUCGGCAAAAUCCCUCAUGGUCUUGGCAUGGUUAAAAGCUUGUACAGAUUCUCUGCCUCUCUUAAUGGCUUAUACGGUGAACUUCCACACAACUUUUGCGAUUCCCCACUAAUGAGCAUCAUCAAUUUCUCCCAUAAUUACAUUACUGGUGAAAUCCCAGAGCUAAAAGAAUGUAAAAAGUUAGUUUCUUUGUCUUUAGCUGAUAACAAUUUUGUUGGCGAAAUCCCAGAAUCGCUAGGAGAUUUACCUGUGCUUACUUACCUUGAUCUUUCCCAUAAUAAUCUCACAGGUGAAAUCCCCCUUGAGCUUCAAAACCUGAAACUUGCCCUUUUUAACGUAUCUUUCAAUAGACUAUCAGGUAGAGUCCCUUCCUCAUUAACCGCAGGACUUCCCGCUUUAUACAUAGAAGGAAACCCCGAUUUAUGUGGGCCCGGAUUGUCAAAUCCUUGUUCAAAAGAUGAUUCUCUGCACAAAAUAGCCGGGAUUUCAAAACUGGCUUGCGCAUUGAUUUCCUUAGCUUUGUUAGCUGGGAUACUGAGUUUAGCAUUUGGGUUUUAUGUUCUUCGGAGAUCGUCAAUCCAAAAAUCUGAAACGGGUAUUUGGAGAUCCGUUUUCUUUUAUCCACUUCGAGUUACAGAGCAGGAUUUGAUCAUGGCGAUGGAUGAAAAAGCUUCUAGAGGUAGUUCUGGAGGUUUUGGAAGAGUUUACAUUAUAAACUUGCCUAGUAACGAGCUUAUAGCUGUGAAGAAGAUAGACAAUAUCAGAAACCAAUCUUUUAAAACUUUGAAAACGGAAGUGAAGACGUUAGCCAAAAUCAGACACAAAAACAUAAUCAGAAUCUUGGGGUUUUGCCAUUCGGAUGAUUCAAUCUUUUUGAUCUAUGAAUGUAUGGAAAAAGGGAGUCUUGGUGAUUUGAUAAGCAAAGGUGACUUCCAGUUGGCAUGGAGUUUUCGCUUGAAAAUCGCCAGAAUUGCUCAAGGAUUGGCUUAUCUUCACAAGGACUACGUUCCCCAUUUGCUUCAUAGAGAUGUUAAGUCCAAAAAUGUUCUUUUGGACGCUGAAUUUGAACCAAAGCUCACGGAUUUCGCAUUGGAUCGGAUUCUUGGUGAAAUUACAUUCAAGUCCUCCUUGGAUUCAAACUCAUCAUCUUCCUGCUACAUGGCACCAGAAUUAGGGUACAAUAAAAAGGCUACCGAACAAAUGGACACAUACGGAUUCGGUGUCAUCUUACUAGAACUUGUAACAGGUCGAGCAGCUGAACAAGUGGAAUCAAAUGAGGAGUCUCUUGAUGUUGUGAAGUGGGUAAGAAGGAAAGUUAACAUAAGUAAUGGGGCAGUUCAAAUUCUUGACCCGAAAAUUUCGAGUUUGUGUAAAAAGGAAGCUUUGGGAAUGCUUGAAAUAGCUCUAAAAUGCACAUCGGUUAUGCCUGAAAAACGACCUUCGAUGUGUGAAGUCGUGGUUGAACUUCGGUCUAUUGGCUCAAAGAAUUAUGUCCCUGAGUCUUGAUUUUGUCGCCAUCAGUUUGAUGUUCCAACCAAGAAACAAUGAUAUAUCAAGUCUAUGUAAAUUAUGAGUUUGAAUUGCUUUAUACAAUAUCCUUUUGUUUUCUCUA
Lactuca sativa (garden lettuce) is the source of this 2836-nucleotide messenger RNA. Its product is annotated as Leucine-rich repeat receptor-like protein kinase family protein. The record is from RefSeq and is a predicted model, not a curated record. Lineage: Eukaryota; Viridiplantae; Streptophyta; Magnoliopsida; Asterales; Asteraceae. Gene Ontology annotation, molecular function: ATP binding; protein binding; protein kinase activity. Gene Ontology annotation, biological process: protein phosphorylation.